UCUCUCAUUUGCAUGUGGUGAGGAAGUGGAUAGAAGCAGGCCACCAAACUGUCUCCAUUAGAGGGCAGGAGGCAGGAGGUCUUCUGCUAUUCUUUGGUGGAGCAAGAAGAGAGAAGAAAUGGGAGGCAUGGUCUUGCCGCACCACCAAAUCUCUCCAAAUCCUUUGCAAAAGACAUCCUUCCCAGGAUCGUUUGCUCUUCACAAAGAUGUGCUCCUCCUCUGUACUCCGCGGCAAGGCUUUCCGCGCUCUUCUUGCGCGACCAUCAGAUCAGAGGUUAAUGGGGUUGCGUCGCCAAAAACUGUCAGAAAGCAUAGCAAGGAGGAGCUGAUUGCUUUCUUCAAAGGCAUUCAGACCUCCAUUGCCGAGAGCUCGCCCUCCAGGAGGACGAGGAAGCGAUCGCCUGACCCGUUUGAAGAGGUUGACAAGAGGAAGCAGUCAUACGACAUAGACGAUGGCGGCACCGGUGAUGCUUCAGAGGAACAGGGAAAGGUAAUAAAUCUGGAUGAUAUGAAGAUGGCUGAGCUGAGAGAACUAGCGAGGGCGAGAAGGAUGAGGGGUUACUCGAAGCUAAAGAAGGGUGAGCUGCUUGCUCGUUUGAAAGGGGUUCUGUAAAAUUCUACAGGAUCAAGAACAGAACAGACAGAUAUCAGGGACUUGCUAUAACUCUGCUAACUAGAUUGGUGUCCUCUUCGACUUCAAUUGACCCUGUUGAGAUUGCACAUGUUCUUACUAUCAGUGUAAACUUCAAAUGUAAGAUGAGAUUUCAUGAGAAAGUGUAUGAUCAUGCAGGCCGUAUGGUUGUUGUUCUCUGAAAUCUUCUGCAGUGUUCGUUUAUCAAUAAGAAUGAAAACGGGCUUCAAAAGCAA
Molecule: messenger RNA, 867 nt
Organism: Phragmites australis (common reed)
Lineage: Eukaryota; Viridiplantae; Streptophyta; Magnoliopsida; Poales; Poaceae
Exons: 3
Coding region: 119-613 (164 amino acids)
Source: RefSeq, a predicted model, not a curated record